Molecule: messenger RNA, 1338 nt
Organism: Scheffersomyces coipomensis
Lineage: Eukaryota; Fungi; Ascomycota; Pichiomycetes; Serinales; Debaryomycetaceae
Gene: YRB1
Product: Ran GTPase-binding protein
Exons: 1
Coding region: 332-967 (211 amino acids)
Biological process (GO): NLS-bearing protein import into nucleus
Cellular component (GO): cytoplasm; nuclear pore
Molecular function (GO): GTPase activator activity
Source: RefSeq, a predicted model, not a curated record
AUAUUAUUUAAUAAUUUUAUUCCACUACCUUCCCAAUUAGGAAGUCUAGAACGCCAAAAAAAUGUCUUGUGGAUGAAAAAAAAGAAGCAGGAAGAACAAAAAAAAUUUGAUCUACAACACGAACAACUCCAACACCGACGACGAAGUCAAUUCCAAUUCAACUUAACCAUAAUCAUCAUUACUUUUUGAUUGAUUGACUUGACAUUGACGUGUAUUCGAACCAAUCUCACUAAUUAAUACAUUCAUUCCAUCCAGAAAACUAUCAAUAAAGUAUUAAAUUACUGUUACAGAAUCUACCUAACUACAACACAACCACAUAUAUAUAUACAUAAUGUCAUCAUCAGAAGAAACCAAACCAAAGGUUGAAGAAACCCCAGCUGCUGCUCCAGCUCCAGCUGUUCCAACUGCCAAUGUAUUCUCUAUGUUUGGAGCCAAGAAGGAAAAGAAAGAAGAAGAAGAACCAAAGCAAGAACCAAAGGAAGAAACCAAAUCAGAACCAAAGAAAGAAGGUGAUGAUGAAGAUAAAGCUGAUGAAGAAGAAGCUGAUGUUCAUUUCGAACCAUUGGUUACUUUAGAAAAAGUUGAUGUUAAAACUAAUGAAGAAGAUGAAGAAGUUUUAUAUAAAGUUCGUGCUAAAUUAUUUAGAUUCCAUGGUGAUACUAAAGAAUGGAAAGAAAGAGGUACCGGAGAUGUUAAAUUCUUACAACAUAAAGAAACCAAAAGAGUUAGAAUUUUAAUGAGAAGAGAUAAAACUUUAAAGAUUUGUGCUAAUCAUUUAAUUAGUGGAGAUUAUGAAUUAAAACCCAAUAUUGGAUCUGAUAGAUCUUGGGUUUAUAAUGUUACAGCUGAUAUUGCUGAAGGUGAACCAGAAGCUCAAACUUUAGCUAUUAGAUUUGGUAAUAAAGAAAAUGCUGAUAAAUUUAAGGAACAUUUCGAUGAAGCUAGAGAUGCUGCUAAAAAGGAUUAAACAUAUCAUAUUAAGAAUUAUAUGAUUUAUUAAUGGAUUGAUAUAAUUCCCAUUCAAUAUCUUCUUUCAUAUCACAUUAUUUUGCUAAUCAUUAGUUGAUACCAUUAUCAACCAUCAUGGAAUAAUCAUACCAUAUUAUAUAUAUAUAUACUAGUUAGUCACCUCCUCACCUCUUUUUUUUAAUAUAUAACAUAUACUUUUACAUACAGCGCAAGUAUGUUUCAGAGUAAUAUAACUUUAUAAUAUCCCAAAUGAUAGUCAGUUGUAGGUGUAGAUGUGGAGAUGAGAUUAAUCUAAUCUGUGUACGUAAAGUGAACAAUCAUGGAGAUAUAUAGUUCCAUCGUAAAUCAGUAACCUCUAGAUUGAUCUAC